Molecule: messenger RNA, 199 nt
Organism: Funneliformis caledonium
Lineage: Eukaryota; Fungi; Glomeromycota; Glomeromycetes; Glomerales; Glomeraceae
Source: the annotation of a GenBank genome assembly
AUGGUCAAAAGAACUGCUAGUCAAAUCCUUGAGAGCCCUAUCAACAAGGAAAUUAAAUUAUCUGAUGUUAAUACUUGGGGAUAUUUGAUAUCUUCAAACGAUGUUAUUACUUUAGAUAAAAAGUUUCAUAUAUUUGGUAAUCAUGAGGCGUUAGAUGGAAAUAAGGAUGUGAGAGAUAUUCUUCGCAGGAAUAACCUAU